Molecule: messenger RNA, 648 nt
Organism: Ailuropoda melanoleuca (giant panda)
Lineage: Eukaryota; Metazoa; Chordata; Mammalia; Carnivora; Ursidae
Product: olfactory receptor 10H4
Exons: 1
Biological process (GO): G protein-coupled receptor signaling pathway
Cellular component (GO): membrane
Molecular function (GO): G protein-coupled receptor activity; olfactory receptor activity
Source: RefSeq, a predicted model, not a curated record
UNGUUCUUCUCCUUCACAUUCGGCUUCACCCACGCCUUCCUGCUCACGGUCAUGGGCUAUGACCGCUACGUGGCCAUCUGCCACCCCCUUUCGUACAAUGUGCUCAUGAGCACCCGCUCCUGUGCCCGUCUAGUGUCCUGUUCCUGGGCUGGUGGCUCAGUCAUGGGGUUGAUGGUGACCCUGAUAGUUUUUCACCUCACCUUCUGUGGGUCUAAUGUGAUACACCAUUUUGUCUGCCAUGCCCUUUCCCUCCUAAAGUUGGCCUGUGGGAAGGAGACAUCCUCUGUCACCAUGGGUGUGAUCCUGGUGUGUGUCACAGCUCUGAUGGGCUGUUUAUUCCUCAUCGUCCUCUCCUAUGUCUUCAUUGUGGCUGCCAUAUUGAGGAUCCCCUCUGCUGAGGGCAGGCACAAGACCUUCUCCACAUGUGUGUCCCACCUCACUGUGGUCAUUGUGCACUACAGUUUUGCCUCCAUUAUCUACCUCAAGCCCAAGGGCCCCCAUUCUAUGGACAGUAACACUCUGAUGGCCACCACCUACACAGUCUUCACUCCCUUUCUCAGCCCGAUCAUUUUCAGCCUCAGGAAUAAGGAGCUCAAGAAUGCUAUAAAGAAAAGCUUCCAGAGAAAAUUCAGUCCCCUAAGCUCCUGA